Messenger RNA from Periophthalmus magnuspinnatus, 1170 nucleotides. RefSeq lists its product as uncharacterized. The record is from RefSeq and is a predicted model, not a curated record. Gene Ontology annotation, molecular function: transmembrane signaling receptor activity. The annotation marks the transcript as partial. The transcript has 5 exons. Lineage: Eukaryota; Metazoa; Chordata; Actinopteri; Gobiiformes; Gobiidae. Gene Ontology annotation, biological process: cell surface receptor signaling pathway.
AUGCCUUCAGGGGCCUUCAUCAGAGACACAGUAUUUCUCCGGUGUGUGGGACCCUCCAACAAAAACCUGCACUUCUACAAAGAUGGAGUCAUUGUGAAAACAGACACAAACCAUCAAUUUAAACGAAAAUCUGAUACAACAGUGGAGAUGAUGAUCGUCUCAGCCUCAGGGUCAGACCAGGGCUGGUACUUCUGUUGGAUGGAUGGACCAACACGGUAUACAGCAAAAGCACUUACAAUAUACAGAGACAGAAGAAUUAGGCUGAGUGCAGACAGUCUCCUCAUCCCAGAGCGUGGCAGGGUGAUGCUGAGCUGUUACAUAGAAUCGAUUCAGAAAUAUCAAUGGAUCAGACGUACUUCCACUCAUACUUCUCACUUUGAGAUCUUAAAUGAAGCUACAGCUAAAGUCUCUGUACAUCAUGGAGGUGUGUACUCCUGCAGAGGAAAAGAGGAGUUCAUUCUCACACCGGAAAGUGACUUUGUCACCAUUUGGGAAACUGAUAAAGCCGUCCCUGUCGUCUCUGCGUCUCCGUCCUGGUUGAGUCCUGGUGCCUCUGUCUCUCUGAAUUGUGACGUUACAUCGCCCUCUGCAGGAUGGACGUUUUACUGGUACCAGGCUGUUCCUCUUCCAUCAGGCCUGUACUCAUAUGAACUGCUCAGUGGUGACACCUCAGGGACUGCACAUGGCUCCUUCAGUGUUCAUGGUCUGAGCAGCACAACCGGCUUUGUGUGUCGAGCUGCACGAGGGACAGACUUCUACACUGAAUACAGUCCACCGCGGUUUAUCUGGUCUGCAGAUGCUGGUUCCAGAGUGACUCCAGAUGUGCUUCCUAAAAGCUCACAACACCUCACCAUGGACAAAGUGUCAGUGAGCUGUGGGCCCGACUCGUCAGAUGAAGAGUGGAGAGUCAAGAUGUUUUUUCUGACCACAAAGUCCUUACAGCAGUGUCGCUCCCACACAACAGAACACACACAUACAUGUGAAUUUUCUGCACCUCAAGGGACCAGAGCAGUGUUCUGGUGUGAGUCUGGGACUGGACAAAUGUCUGAUGCCGUCAACAUCACCAUUCAUGAUGCUGUGGUCCUGUUGAUCCCAGCGCUCCCUGUGCCUGAGGGACAUGCCGUCUCUGUCUCCUGUAAACUGAGACAUUCUGCUACUUUCUCCUUUGUC